GGCGCCUCCAGCUCUUACUGAUGAAGCGACUUUCGUUGCUCACUUCUCGCACCAAUGAGGCAGAAACUCAUCGCUCUACAAAGUAAGACGGUGUCCAAUGGUUCAUACACACUUGCAGGAUAAUGGAUCCCUCAAGCGAGCGGAUUCAUGGUCUACUCGUCAGCGCUCCUGGGAUUUUGGCCUUUUCUGUUUGUUCUGUUUGUACUACUGUACCUCCAUCAUUGUCCUCAUUCCGAAGUCCUCUCACGAACAACUCGAACUCGAACCCACUGCCUUCCAGGUUUAUCCAUCAAACCACAACCACAACAGGACCUUCAUCCAGCAAAUAUGCGUCUCUUCAUUCUCCUCAUAACUUUUCUUUCGGCUGUAGCGGCUCUUACUCUCAACAAGAUUGAUGGCACUACGAUCGAGCUCGGUGAUGAGCCGGCGGUCGUUGAUCUCAGCAACGUGAUCAUGCCUGCGCGUGCGCCGGUUACUGAGUCCAGUGCCCACAACGCAAGAGACGCUACCGACGUUAACGUCGCAGAUUGGGAUCGUGGUUCAUUUCUACCAGCACACCAACUACAAAGGCAGUGUCGUGACGGCCUACCACUGCAGGGAUGGCAUGAACAGUUGCAUGACCUUGUUAAACACAAAAGACGAUCACUAUCGAGCCAUCCUCAAUUCGCUUCGACGUUUGCCCCGACGGUGCGCCUAACCAUGGGCGGAAGUUUUAUUGCUUCUUCUACAGUACUGGUCACUGUGAACCCACGGCUAGAUCCCUCUUCCUCCACGGCUCGGUUGGCAAUCUUGCGACCAAUCCUGCGACCAUUGGCUGCAACGACAAGAUCAAGUCUGUCGAUUGCUGCUGGGACCAAUUGUGAAUAUCAAGUAGGCAAGGCCAUUCGGCGAUAUGCACAUGGCGCAUCCGAUUCCGAUCUUUCUGAAUGCUAGUUGCUCCAGGUGUCUAUUCACAUGGCAGAUGGAGUAGUACUUAGCUAAGAUGUCAAACUGUGUAAGCCUUCAUCAUUAAAGAUGAAGAGAUGGAACUGAAUGACACUUCAAUCUUCUUCUAUAAUCAGAUCCCUAACGGCCGCACUACUUGGAGCUGCGUUGCACUUGGGCUUUUUCUUCCGUACCCAGGUUCUGUUGGUCUGUGUAGCUUUGUGGAAGAUGUGCAUAAGGUACUUCAAUAUACUUCCCAGGCCCCCUAGUACAAUGCGACAGUCACCAACCACCUCAAAUCGGAUCUUAGUCAGGUAGGUACAUUUUGCCGUAGAAAUUCCUCGAGGACUGAUGUGUCGGU
Molecule: messenger RNA, 1285 nt
Organism: Alternaria alternata
Lineage: Eukaryota; Fungi; Ascomycota; Dothideomycetes; Pleosporales; Pleosporaceae
Exons: 6
Coding region: 148-933 (261 amino acids)
Source: RefSeq, a predicted model, not a curated record